Molecule: messenger RNA, 1520 nt
Organism: Achroia grisella
Lineage: Eukaryota; Metazoa; Arthropoda; Insecta; Lepidoptera; Pyralidae
Gene: RNF220
Product: E3 ubiquitin-protein ligase RNF220
Exons: 8
Coding region: 240-1382 (380 amino acids)
Biological process (GO): protein ubiquitination
Molecular function (GO): ubiquitin protein ligase activity
Source: RefSeq, a predicted model, not a curated record
AAUAAUUCAUGAAACUUGUCAAACCAAUCGUAAUCGCGUCACUUCUGUUUGUUAUUGUUUUCUUAUUAUGUUGAAUCAAAAAUUACUGUAAUUGAACCAAAAAAUGACUGCAAAAUGAGUUGUUACGGCACAAUGGAAGUGUCUUUAUUUCAUUAAUACUUUUAAAACUGUUUUUGCUCUAAACAAAGUGACGAUGUUUUUAGAUUUAUAAAUGAAUAACAAACAACAAGAUUUAUGAGAUGUUACCUAUUUUAAUGUUUAAUAACAUGGAGGGGUGUUCUAAUUCGUUGAAUAACAGUCCUAGCGGUAGUUUUUCAAAUUUUUACGAUGAUAGAAUAUUAAAUUCGGUGCGGAAUCGCAAGAAAGUGAGUGAAAUGCCCAAUUGUCCCGUGUGUUCGUGUACUAUUCGAUAUGGGGAACUCGAUUCGCACUUAGCGUUAGAAGUGGAGAAGCUUCAGAAGUUGUCUAGUGGCAGUUCUAAAAGGAAACAUAGCACUUCUUCUCCGAAUACGAGCCUCGCCGUUGCCGGUUCUAGCACUAGUACUGAUUUAGAUGAACAAGAAGUCGAUGUCUCUGGCGGUACGGGAAGCGAUGUUUAUCAGCGGGUCCACUCAAACAGACUCCGAAGGUUGCGUGCCAGACGGCGUGGGACUCCGCCGCCGGCGCAGGGCGAGUGCCCCGUUUGUAACACCACGUUACCUACUUCGCGGCUGCAGCGGCACGCGCUCCGCUGUCUCAAGCGCACCGGGGCUGUAGUAGAUGAAGAUGUGCCUGAUACCAGCUCCGAGGACGAGAGCAUCGACGUAGAGAACGACGAGCCGUCUGGUGGAAGUUUUGGUGCGGAAUACCAAUGGUGUGGAGAAUGGAGGAUACGAGCUGCGGCGCUGCAGCCCCGGCCUGCUGCCUCAUCUCAACAAAGAGCAGGCUCCACUGAUCGGGCGCUGGUGGUAGAUGGUGAUGAGGACACGGAGCUGUAUGGUCCACCGCAGUACUCGCCGUCCAGGAUAGAUCCUAAUGUAGAAAUAGAACCUAUAGAAGAUAAUCAUACAGAUGCACCUACAACAAACUCCACAGAUGCGACUGAAAGACAAGAAAAUAAUGAACCUGUACACCACAAACCCAACGGAUUAGUGGAAGCAAGUGCAGAAACCAGAAUACAAGCUUUAAAAUCUAGAAUACAAGAAUUAGAGACAAAACAAAAUGGUGCCUCUGAGGCCAAAUGUUUAAUAUGUCUUGGAGGUUAUACCUCGCCGGCGGUGUCGAUACAGUGCUGGCAUGUUUACUGCGAGGUUUGCUGGCUACAGUCGCUGCGAGCGAAGAAAAUCUGCCCACAAUGCAACGCUAUAACUACAACAGAUCAUCUACGACGAAUAUAUAUGUAAUUUUUUUAUAUAUACAUAUAUAUAUAUAUAUAUAUUGGGGAUGUUAGGGAACUUCGUAACCGUAACGGAAUCCGAAAUAAAAGUUCCGGAUAAUAUCGGAUAGAGGCGGAGCCUAAUAGAGACACGUUAUGUCGUAAU